CCUGCACUGUGAGACCGGAUUGGUUGAUCCCGCCCACUCAGGCUCUUUCGCCUUCUAACUUCUGGCCUCGCUCGGCUUCCGUCCUUUCGCCCCGAGCCGCUGCCGACAUGGCUAAGAUCAAGGCCCGCGACCUGCGAGGGAAGAAGAAGGAGGAGCUGCUGAAGCAGCUGGAUGACCUGAAGGUGGAGCUGUCCCAGCUGCGGGUGGCCAAGGUGACUGGCGGAGCCGCCUCCAAGCUGUCCAAGAUCCGGGUUGUCCGCAAAUCCAUUGCCCGAGUGCUGACUGUCAUCAACCAGACCCAGAAAGAGAACCUGAGGAAAUUUUACAAAGGCAAAAAGUACAAGCCUCUUGACCUACGGCCGAAGAAGACUCGUGCCAUGCGCCGCAGAUUGAAUAAGUACGAAGAAAGUUUGAAGACCAAAAAACAGCAGCGAAAAGAGCGCCUGUACCCUGUCCGGAAGUUUGCUGUUAAGGCAUAAACCUUUUGCAUACUAUGGAUCUGUGAGCUUUUUCUCAUUAAACAUCAAAUUGUUUUGAAACUGACAGGCAUAGAUACUUGUUUUAUAGUAUGGAUUUGGUUCAGAACUCAUGAUAACACUGUAUGGAGGGAAACUAUUCAGUUAGAGAUCAUGGGAGCCUUAUGCUAGUGUAGCUUGGAAGAUGCUACAGUUAAUUUCUGUCACCAUUUGCAUUAUAAAACUGUUUGUUU
Molecule: messenger RNA, 709 nt
Organism: Chelonoidis abingdonii (Abingdon island giant tortoise)
Lineage: Eukaryota; Metazoa; Chordata; Testudines; Testudinidae
Gene: RPL35
Product: ribosomal protein L35
Biological process (GO): maturation of LSU-rRNA from tricistronic rRNA transcript (SSU-rRNA, 5.8S rRNA, LSU-rRNA); translation
Cellular component (GO): cytosolic large ribosomal subunit; ribosome
Molecular function (GO): mRNA binding; structural constituent of ribosome
Source: RefSeq, a predicted model, not a curated record